AUGGUUUCUUUGACACGGGACGUAGAUCAUCCGGCCUACUCUCUGAGUGUUGAGCAGAUGCGUCGAGUCAAGCGUCGACUCACCAAUCUCCACUUCUGUUGGGCACACCGUCGACUAGUCUCUCUUUUUCAUCCGAAAGACAGACUCGGAGGAGUGACCGACUGUGACGGAACGACCAAAGCACCACAGAGGAAGAGAUCUUAA
Molecule: messenger RNA, 204 nt
Organism: Protopolystoma xenopodis
Lineage: Eukaryota; Metazoa; Platyhelminthes; Monogenea; Polystomatidea; Polystomatidae
Source: the annotation of a GenBank genome assembly